CACACCAGGAAUAAAGGCUUGGUAAUGACCGACUACAAAGGAAGCUGAGUAAUUACGUCACAAAAGUGACUGAAUGGAAAGUCCUUAAAUACUGUUGCUGUGAUUGGGCUGAAGAUUGGAUGCAGGUGUAUGGGAUUAGAAUGAAGGCAAGAGUGUUCUGGGAAUUCAUGUCCAUGGCAGCCAUAUUUGUAGGACGCAGUGCAGGAUGGGAAAUGUACUCUCUAGUGCUCUUUUUUUCGGUAUUUCCCUGAAAAUGUAGUAGAAAAUGUUCAGAUUCGAUCACAUGAAUACUUUCCUCCACACAAUCUUGCUAAAAGCCACACAUUGGAUCAGAUUUAGGCACACAUACCAUACAUAGCAAUAUACAUUUUGUGCACGUGAGAAGUAAACUUGGAACUUGAACUAGCAACAUCCGGGUCUUUUCAGUAAAUAAGGUUACUGUACCUUUAAGAGUGCGCAAGUCAGAAAGGGAAGUGAAAACGAGUAACUUUUUCGUUUCCCCUUCACUGCUUUAAUACGGGUUUAAUGCUGCAGAUUUUUUUUUUUGUAAAGGGGAUGUAGGCUACUAUGACGAUUAGUUUGAUUUUGAAAAUAGAUCCGUUUAAUGCAUGAUCUCUUCCUUUGUCUGUUUGCUUAAACGCUCACAGGAGACACAGGACCGCAGUCUAAAUGGCAGCAGUGAUAGCAGAAGACAACGUGUACAGAGAGGCGGAGUUGCAGGAGGUGCCCCCUGCUGACCAUCAGAAUGAAGUACAGCUUCCAGGACCAGAGGGCAACAUCCAGGGCCAGGUAGAGGACUUUCUGGGACCCCAUCCAGAUUAUGAUGAGGAAGAGGAAGAAAGAAAGUACUACAGGAGGAAGAGGCUGGCUGUGGUGAAGAAUGUGCUGGGGGCCAGCUGUGGAGGCAUGAUCGUUUACAGCGUUUACUUGGGUCUGCUGCAGAUGCAAUUGAUUCUGCACUAUGAUGAAACCUACAGAGAGGUGAAAUAUGGCAGUCUGAGCCUGCAGGAUAUCGACAGCAGGGUGCUGAUGGGUAUCAAUGUCACUCCAGUCGUAGGCCUGCUCUACACACCUGUACUCAUCCGGUUUCUGGGCACCAAAUGGAUGAUGUUCCUUGCUUCAGGAAUCUAUGCACUGUUCGUCUCGACCAAUUACUGGGAGCGGUACUACACCCUGGUACCAUCAGCCGUUGCCAUCGGUGUUGCUAUAGUCCCACUCUGGGCCUCUUUGGGAAACUACAUCACAAGGAUGGCCCAGCAGUACUAUGAGUAUGUGAACUACAAGGAGGAACAUGUGCAGGAGCAGAAGCGAAUGCCAAAGGGAGCUUGCCAUCGUUAUGUCAUCAUCUUCCAGUCAAUCUUCUAUAUCUUCUUCCAUCUGAGUUUCAUCUUUGCAGAGUUCCCCAUGGUCUUCUUCCUCAAUUAUCACAUUAGUGACUACAAGCACACUCUCUUCAGUGUCAAGCACUGUGGAGCUGAGAGCAGCGGGGUGAUCGAUGGUUUUAAUAAGACUGUGCUGCAACAUUUACCUCGUUCCACAGACCUCAUUAUAGCAGAGAGUGUUCUAAUGGGAGCUGCCUUCAUUGCCAUGAUCAUGUUCCUGGCUGUGUGUGGCGCUGCGUAUCGACCCACAGAGGAGAUUGACCUGCGCAGCAUUGGCUGGGGCAACAUCUUCCAGCUGCCCUUCAAACACCUGCGUGACUACCGCCUGCGCCUGCUCUGUCCUUUCUUCGUGUACUCCGGCUUUGAGGUGCUCUUCGCCAUCAAAGGACUCAUACUGUCAUAUGGUGUGUGUGCAGUGGGGAUUGAGAAGCUGUGGCUGCUGGUGAUGGUCUAUGGCCUGUCGUCCUCCGUGUGUUCUUCUUUGUCAUUACUGCUCCUCCAGCCACGUUUUCCUCGACCCGUCAUGCUGCUGGGGGGAGCAGCAGUUCACCUGAUCCUGCUUGUGGCUCUCAUGUGCUGGUCCUCUUCACCGAAAUCUCCUCAACAGCUGCCCCAGCUCCUAGUGCUGGCUGCUCUCUGGGGCCUGGGCACUGCUCUCAACAAGACCGGGUUGAGCACUCUACUUGGUAUGCUGUAUGAGGAUAAGGAGCGUUUAGACUUUGUCUACACCAUUUAUCACUGGUGGCAGGCCAUCGCCAUCUUCAUUGUGUACCUCUGGUCUGCCCUGCCUAUGAGGGCCAAACUUGCCAUCCUAUUGGUUACUCUGCUGGUUGCAAGCUUCUGUUAUGUACAGAUGGAGCGUCGCCUAGAAAAGAAAAUUCCCUUCAGGUUGCCACGGAUUCCCCGUCCACGGCACAAGGUCAAAGGUUAUCGUUACCUUGAGGAGGAAAACUCUGACGAGUCUGAUUCUGAAAAGAGCGAUGUGGAGGAGGAGAUAGAAGAGGACCGGCAGAGUGAAGGAGAAAAUGAUGGGGAUGUCGGAUCGCAUGGCUCUCAUUCGCCAGGCCCUGAGAGGAACAGGAUCCACGGUCGCCAACGGAAACGUUAUGAUGCUGCCUAUGAGCAGGCAGGGGAGAGGGACGAGUAUGCCCAAGCCAUGUGAUAUGCUGUGCUCUGACUCAACAUGAGUCACUUCCCCACAGUUCACAUAUGAAUGAAUGAAUGGAUGGAUGGAUGGAUGGAUGGAUGGAUGGAUGAUCGAACAAAGGAAUGAAGCUCAAAGACUGUUCAGUUGCAGGUGAUGAAUGUAGUUUUGAUGAGAGACCAUGAAACUUGCUUUGUGAGGUACUUUUACAAAGGAAAAUGAAAAGUUCUCAAGUAAUUCUGCAAAACGCGAAGUGAAAUAAGGAAAUAGCCACAAACCAGUAAGGCCAGGUGGUCUUUCACUAACAGUCAAUGUCAUAUGCUGGAGAUUUUUGCCUCUUGCUUUUCACUCAGUUCCUUUUUUCACUGAAUGCCUUUUCAGCUUUUGCUUUCGUACUGCUUCUUUUCAAGCAGGUCUGUAAUUACUUCAUUUUACAUAGACCUUGUGAUUCCCCCCCUUGAUCUGAAAUCUUGCUCACUGGGUUUUUGAUGGAUUUUUUUACACAACCAGUGAAAAGUUUGCACUAGAUUGAAUACACUUUUAACAUGGUGUUAAAGACAUUUUGCCAAAUGUGUAUGGUUUGUCUUUUCUUCUAAGCAAGUAAAUAGUGAAAAGUGAAGUCUCAUGUACAAAUGUAAUUGUAUUAUGAUUACUUAAAGUGCACCUAUUAUGUUUUUCAGAUAUUACCUUUCAUGUAGUGUGUUAUAGAGCUGUUUGUGAAUGUAAAAAGUCUGCAAAGUUUAAAAAAAUCAAAGCGAACGACAAACAGAGUUAUUGACUCCCAAAAGAAGGAACUGAUUCCGAACAGCUGAAAUGAGUCGUUAGUAAUUCCAGACUUGCUUCCUGUACAAACCUACGUAGGUUAGUAACAAAAAGCCCCGCCUCUGGUCUUUAUCAGCUGCUCGUGAACAGACGGAGCUGAAAGUCAUUAUGGUAGUGGGCGUUUCCUUUUCAAAACAUGCUGACAGCGGUAGACCAGUCACAAAAGACUGGGACAUCUGACCAAUCAGAGUAGAGUAUACUCUUUGAAAGGAGGAGUUUAGAUUGAAUCCUUUAGAAUGGAUCAUUGAACGAGUCGAUUGUGACACGGGGGGGUAAUAAUCCUGCAGUUUAAAUUAUGAGCACAUUAAAGUGCUUAUUGACCUCGGAGGCAUGUAAAUCUACUGUAUGAGACCGUUAAAACACAGACACGUUUCAAAACUAUAAUAAGCUCCUUCAUGAAGCUGUGGAGAAGCUCCUGAGAGUGCGUAAAGCUUCAUCUGGAAUACGAUUAAGAAUUUAAAAUAUGAAACAGUUUAAGAUAAAAUGGUCAGAAUAGUUGAUUUGUUUAAGAAUUUUAUUGUUCACUGAAUAAUUGAAAUUUGUAUAAAUAAUUGAAAAUUGUACAAAAUAAAGAAAAUCUUUCUAUGAGCACUUGUGUCCAAACUUUUGACUGGUAGUGUACUGUGUAUAUAUACAAUAUAUAUUUAAAUAAACAUCGAUAUUUCUUCA
Ictalurus furcatus (blue catfish) is the source of this 4017-nucleotide messenger RNA. RefSeq names its product unc-93 homolog B1, TLR signaling regulator (gene unc93b1). Gene Ontology annotation, molecular function: Toll-like receptor binding. Lineage: Eukaryota; Metazoa; Chordata; Actinopteri; Siluriformes; Ictaluridae. Gene Ontology annotation, cellular component: endosome; lysosome. Gene Ontology annotation, biological process: toll-like receptor signaling pathway; toll-like receptor 9 signaling pathway; toll-like receptor 7 signaling pathway. The transcript is spliced from 13 exons. The record is from RefSeq and is a predicted model, not a curated record. The coding region runs from base 670 to 2544 and encodes 624 amino acids.